Molecule: messenger RNA, 2318 nt
Organism: Capsella rubella
Lineage: Eukaryota; Viridiplantae; Streptophyta; Magnoliopsida; Brassicales; Brassicaceae
Product: cytosolic endo-beta-N-acetylglucosaminidase 1
Exons: 11
Coding region: 97-2160 (687 amino acids)
Biological process (GO): protein deglycosylation
Cellular component (GO): cytoplasm
Molecular function (GO): mannosyl-glycoprotein endo-beta-N-acetylglucosaminidase activity
Source: RefSeq, a predicted model, not a curated record
CACCAUCGUCUUCGUCUUUUGCCGUAGUCCGUUGACUCGUUUGUAUUUUCGCAAGAAACUUUCUCUCCCGCACUCUCUCACUCCCUGUCUCUCGUGAUGUCCAAAUCCAACGAGGCAGCUAUGUUAGUAGCGCCAUCACCACCACCUCCACCUUUCGAUCCGACUAAACCAUCAACGCCCAUCUCUUUCCCAAUCAAAACUCUUCAAGACUUAAAGUCUCGCUCUUACUUCGAUUCUUUUCACUUCUCCUUUAACCGUUCCUCCGUCGCUCUCCGCCGCAACAUUGGCGUCUUGCCGGAUCGAUCUAGGCUCUUGGUUUGCCACGACAUGAAAGGAGGCUACGUCGACGACAAGUGGGUUCAAGGAUGUGGAAACAACGCUGGUUACGCGAUCUGGAAUUGGUAUUUGAUGGACGUUUUCGUUUACUUCUCACACUCGCUUGUGACUCUUCCUCCUCCUUGCUGGACCAAUACUGCUCACAGACAUGGCGUCAAGGUAUUGGGGACUUUCAUCACAGAAUGGGACGAAGGUAAAGCUACCUGCAAAGAGUUGUUGGCGACAAAGGAGUCUGCGCAGAUGUAUGCAGAGCGUUUGGCAGAACUUGCUGCUGCUCUUGGAUUUGAUGGGUGGUUGAUAAAUAUUGAGAAUGUAAUAGAUGAAGUUCAGAUUCCAAAUUUACUGGUUUUUGUAAGCCAUCUAACAAAAGUUAUGCAUUCAUCUGUACCUGGAGGUUUAGUUAUAUGGUAUGAUAGUGUCACGGUUCAUGGUCUUCUUGAGUGGCAAGAUCAGUUGACUGACAAUAAUAAACCUUUUUUUGAUAUUUGUGAUGGAAUAUUCAUGAACUAUACAUGGAAGGAGAACUAUCCCAAAGCAUCAGCUAAAAUCGCCGGGGAUAGAAAAUAUGAUGUAUAUAUGGGAAUAGAUGUUUUUGGUCGGGGCACUUAUGGUGGUGGGCAAUGGACUGCAAAUGUUGCCCUUGAUUUGCUGAAGAGAAACAAUGUAUCAGCUGCCGUAUUUGCUCCUGGAUGGGUAUACGAAACCGAGCAACCACCGGAUUUUCACACGGCACAGAAUAAAUGGUGGUCACUUGUUGAGAAGUCAUGGGGAAUAGUUCAAACAUAUCCGCAAGUCCUACCUUUCUACUCAGAUUUUAAUCAGGGCCUUGGUUCCCAUAUUUCUCUCGGAGGUAAAAUAUUAUCAGACGCUCCCUGGUACAAUAUUUCAUGCCAAAGUCUGCAGCCACUCCUAGAAUUUCACGAAGGAAAGAAUUCAGAUAUCAUGCAAGUCACCGUUGAUGGUGGAGAAGCAUCUUAUAAUGGAGGAGGGAACGUCAGUUUCAGAGGAAAACUACAGAGAAAUGCACAUUUCACAGCAAGACUCUUCAAACCUCAUCUUGAGCUCCCUGCUUCUCCAAUCUCAAUCUCCUUUUCUGUGAAGUCAGAUAAAAGAUCUGAACUCAGCAUUCUGCUCCAUUUUUCAUCUCCUUCACAUGAGAAAAAGUCUUUUCUUAUGGCGCCAAAUGAAUCUAGCAACAGAUUUGGCGACAUGUUCUUGCCAUGUCACGUCACAUCUACACAGACCACAUCCGAUUGGAUGGUGCAUGAAACAAACCUUGUUCUGGAUGGGCACACACUGAGUGAGAUCUCUGCCUUCUGCUCCAGACCAGAUGAUCUCACAGAAGAAACAAACACACUAGAGUAUUUUGCAUUGCUUGGUCAUAUCUCCAUCAAGAGCCAGCAAAAAACCAAGCUUUUUCCUUUGGCAUCAUCAUGGGUUAUCGAGGCUCAUCACAUAAAGUUUGUACCGGGUGAUUCUGGCUCCAAGACCUUAAGUUGUAAGCUAGAAUGGAGACUGAAGCACCCUGAAGAAGAUAUCGCCUUUACAAGGUAUAAUGUGUAUGCAGAGAAUCUGAAAUCGAGUGAGUACAGGGCAAGGAAGGUUAUGGAAGAACCGAGAAGCGAGAAAGUGUUUCUCGGAACAGCUCAUGUUGAUGCUUAUUAUGUCUCUGGUCUGGUCGUUGGAUCAGAUUUGAAGGGAGUCCGGUUUGUAGUUCAAACCUGUGGUGAAGAUGGUACAUGGCAGGAGCUGGAUCAUUCACCUAACCUUCUGGUUGAGGUAGAACGUCCAAGUUCAAAGCUUUGUUGUUGUGGGUUAAUUUGAGUUAUGGUUCAUUUAUAAACUUGAAAUUCCUGCCAUCUAGUAAGAGCACUGAUGGUUUAGUCAAUGUGAAGGAUAUGAAACUAUACCAUAAUGAUUAUGCGGUUGAUAAUAAUGACGUUAAAAUAAUUUCUGAUAAUAAAGUUGGUUUCGCUGGAUUA